UAUAAUUUUGUGAAAUAAUACAAAUUAAUUUCAUAAAAGUUGAAUGUCCACUCUUACUAAAGAUAUGACAUUUCAGAAAGUGGUUUUUUCUUCAACGCAUUUAAUUAUACCAUUCAUGACAAGUAAAAAUGAUUCGAUAAUAUAUGAAAGAAGCUUCUAAGAAUCACGAAAAGUGGUUGACGAGGAUUCGUGUUAAUCAAAUUAAAUAGAAAUUCUUCAAUAUUCGGUAAAUUCAUUACCCUGUUCCAUAAUGACUACGCACGCGAUUCUACCCGCGUAAACGCAACAUUAGGGUGCGUUUCCACUGAGCCCAGUGUGAAAGAGCACGAGAGGAACAUUCGUCAGUGUUCGAUGUUCGUUGACUUUGACAUUCGGUCGUACAGAGACUUCUUAAUUCUUACUGUCAAUGUAAGAGACUAGAACAAUCCAAGUUAUCAAAUUCUCAAAUUGCCAAACUACAAAAUUUAGCGUGUACCCGCUUGAUUUCUAGUUCGUAGCACCCGAACACUGUCGACGAACAUACUAAUGGGUUGUUCGAGCUCGUUUGCGUUCAUAUGAUUCAAGUCGCACCUUUAUAACGAUAAACAAACGUUACCUACAGAUACAAGGGGGUUGAAAUCGAUGCAACAUAGCAGGGAGGGUCGCGUAGGUGUUCCAGGGUAGUACGUUUGAUCUCGCUUGUUCUCAUUGGUCGGAUCCAGCGAAUCCUAUUAACCGAUUGGUUUAGAGGUCCUGCGUUGCCCCCACCCUUUUGGGAAGAGGUGUCCGGAAGAGUAGGGAUUAUAAUACGUACUUUGCAUCGCAUGUAUGAUACGAGGGCACACAGGUGUGUUCACAGUGCUUGUGCACCCCGUGUCACGCGCCAGCCACUUGGUGUUGAAAAGAGAUAGAGGGUGGCUGUGAAACGAGAAAACGUCAGGGCAGGAAAAGUGAAGGGAGACAAUUGUAUUCAUAUUGUUCUUGGAGGAAUCAGCGUGUCAACGACUGUUAUUUCGAUUUUAGCGUUUAUCAAACAAGUUUGAGCUUCACGAGCUUUUAACGACGUACAAUAGAGGGUAAUUCCGUAUUGUUUCCCUGUUAGCCAACGAACAAUACGCAUAGUGUGCGAAACCCGUUCAUCGAUAUCAAUUUCCUGGCUACCGGCUAAGAAUGGUUCAGAGAUUUUGCACUAGUGUGGCUGCGCUUAGCCUCGCCCUGAGUGCUUGCGUUGUUUUUCCGCGUGCCGUCAUGGCGAUCGACUUGAGUCGAUUUUAUAACGACUUCAAGUCGAAACGGACAGAAAAUGCAUGUCACCCGUAUGAGCCGUUUAAGUGCCCAGGAGACGGAAUAUGUAUUUCAAUCCAAUAUUUGUGCGAUGGUGCCCCGGAUUGUCAAGACGGUUACGACGAGGACUUACGACUAUGCACAGCUGCAAAAAGACCACCGGUAGAAGAAACAGCUAGUUUCUUGCAGUCAUUAUUAGCGAGCCAUGGUCCUAAUUACCUGGAAAAAUUGUUUGGAACUAAGGCAAGAGACGCACUGCAAUCUUUGGGUGGAGUGAACAAGGUAGCCAUUGCUCUUUCUGAAUCUCAGACAAUCGAAGACUUCGGUGCAGCGUUACAUUUAGUACGAGCGGACUUGGAACACUUGCGUUCCGUGUUCAUGGCUGUGGAAAACGGUGACCUGGGUAUGCUGAAGUCCAUCGGUAUCAAAGACUCCGAACUAGGAGACGUGAAGUUCUUUUUGGAGAAACUCGUGAAAACCGGCUUUCUCGACUGAACGUGCCACUCCCUUGGAACGACAUUGCGGAGGCACUAUCACGUUGGCUGUAUCGUAUUACAAUCGCAUUAUUCUAUCGCUUGAAAGCCCGAUUGUUCUUUGACGAGUCUCUCUCGCGACGCGAUCACUCGUUUUUCUUUCUACUCUCCUUACCUUCCCAUCGUUUUCUUUCAAUGGCUUCUCAUCGUUCCUGCUUUUGAAAAGAAUACGCUACGAGCACCGAGAUAAGUCGAGAUAUAUACCUUAUACAUUAUCGAGAGGCACGGGAGUACCGAACGUUUAAACUUUCAUUAAAUGUCAAGGGUCGAUGCUUGUAUAUCUGUGCACACCUUUAAUGACCCAACGUUGCUCUCUUGCGCUGCAAUGAACGCGCUCGCUUUAACGAACGACGUGUUGUUACGCUUCCAAGAAAGAAGAAAGUAAUAAAAGAAUGUCGUGACGAUGGAAGUCACGCAUUGAGCAUCGCGGCAACACGAAGCUUAGUAAUUAUGCGAGUCAAUUAAUUAUAUUUUAACGUAUUCGUCGUCACACUGGCAUGCGAUCGAUACGCAAGUUAAUGUAUAUGUGGCUAGUAUGGCGUAACCGUUACGCGACACGCAACCACCUUUCGAGAGACAGAAAACGAGACAAUUCAUCCAACAAGUUAUUAACUUAUUUAUCGUUUGAUUCUUUUGUUUGAUUUCAUAUUAUGUAUAAGCUUUUAUGCAUUCAUUGUUAAAUUAUGCGAAGUAACAACACGUACUCGUGCACGCGCAAAACCUUUCUGCCUUGCAACCGAAUUGCACGUGAUUUUUGUUGUAAACUAUCGUGUGCAAUUAUGUAAUAUGUAUACAAUAUAUGUAUGUAUGUGUACAUAUAUACAGGGUGUACCAGAAAUUGCGUAAAUUCUUGCUGCAUCCUGUACGUCUAUUGCGUUCUUGUAAACCGUAUUACUGCUGGUACAGUACCAUGAAAAGGUCUUUCUACGGAUUUCAGUUUCCCGUCGUAUCGAGAGCAAUUUAUACAAACAUUUCGGAAUGUUUCACCAGCUUGAUGUUUAGAACGAACCUUACUGGAUAUAGUUUGCCUUUGAACGCGCCAUUGAACACUGUUGAACACCGAUUAUUCAAUUAAGUGAAGGACAAUCAAGAUAAAUCAGCCAUAUUUCUCUUCUAUUACAUGGGAAACGCUUUUGUACCGCUUCGAGUAAAAGGAUGUUUGAUCGCAUGUCUGGAAUCAAGAUAUUAGAAUCGGUGAUAGUUAAUUAUAUUUUGAAUAAAACUUAGUUCUCGCCGAUACGCACCAAACGGAAAUACGUAGACAAAUCCUGCUGGAAUAAAUUCGAAUAUACGUGAAACCUCUUGCGGUUCGUUUUGUACAGAUCUUUAUUUUGUAACCAAAUGUAAACCUUAGACAAUCAUUGUCAAUAUUUCAGGUUCUGAACAUUUUGAGUAUUUGAUUCGGUAACGUUUCUUGUGUAGGCAAUGAGAAUUCUGAAAUAUAGUCAAUUGUAUUGAUUGAGGUCUCCAAUUUGAAACGCUACAGAUACCGCAGGCAACGACACUUAACCAGUCUUGCACACUUGGACCGCAAAGGGUUAACCGUAUAUUUUGUAACAUAUGCUUUGAUACGUUAUUUUAAUCGUCAAUAAAGCGAGAAGAUCGAUACAAACCUUCGCUGGCAGGAAGAACUUUGAAUCGAGUUAAUCAGGUAUCCAGUUGGUUUUGCAGUGACGUACAAAUUUUGUUGCAAUCUUCUCAUUUUUUCUUGUAGAACCGAUUGAUCUUUAGUCAGAUAUGAGUGCACGAAUCAUUUAUGUAAAAAGAAGCCGUAUAUCUGUAUAUGUAUAAACGAAUAUGUAUGUAUAUAUACAUAUAUAUAUAUAUGUAUAUCUAUUUUAAAAAAAUGAGAAAGCGAAGCAGGUACAAAUCGAGCAUCUCGCGUUCCUUCAGGGUAUAACGCGCACUUUACUUAAGAUAAGGAAAGAUGCAAGUUAUAUAUAUAUAUAUAUAUACAUAUAUGUAUAAUGUAUUAAUAUUUUCAUUACGGUAACGCAACAUAACAUAUCAAUAUGAAUACAUAUCAGUAAAGUAAUAAAUGUCGAAUUCUCUUAAGGUGCUGGUUCUCCGUUUUUCUUUCUAUUCGAGGAAAUGAAUUUGAAGAGGUUAAAGUAACCGGGGAACCAAUUACACCUAUUGAGAAAGACUUUCGUUUGACGACGAAACUCAUCUCUAUAUUUUAAGCGUAAUAUCUUCUAGUCAACCAAUGACAUAUCUUCUAAUAUAAAUAAUUAAGUAUAUAUUACAUAUCAACAAAAGAGUCACUUUUAUCAAAUAGUAGAUAUAAUAUUUUGGUAUAUAAAAGAGAAUAAUGGAGAAGAAAGAGAGAGAUACAGAGAUAUGUAACGUUCCCUCCAGAUGUCAAUUACGGUCCAAAGUAGGGCCUGGACCGAGGACAGAAUCCUGAGGGAAGUUGUGUAAACUUUAAGAAGAAACUUUCGUAGGACCAAGACGUUCUGAAUCUCCGCUCACGAACGCCUUGACUCUUUACCUACCCCUCCCCCUCAAUUUCGACGUGUUAUAUUUAAGAUAGGACCGUUCAUCUUCAAUGGUAAUUGGAAAUAAUGAACCCAAACAUGUACAACGCGCAGUGCGUAUAUUUCCAUCGCUAUAGAACGGUGUUGUAUACAGGAAAGACCUCUUAUGUGGUUUAUUAUCUCAUACGUGAGCACUUGUUGCAACACCCAGCGAGGAAUUCUAAAAUGCUUGUACACGCCACGUAUUCUCUUACCUAUCGUUUACAUCAGCUUGUAUGCGAUCCAAAGACAAUCCAUGUAAUCCUGAAUUAUCCAUGUAUGUUUUACAACGCACAGCUGCUAUUGUGUAAAAGAUUCAGUAGGUACGUCAUCAAAAAUUACCAACAUGUCUUCAUUGCAAUUUAAUUUAUUAAAAUGCAUCAUUCAAAUGUAACAAAACAUAUCUGCAUGAUCCGUCCAUAGUUGUCCGCUGGAAAAAAUUCCUUGUAAGAUCAAUUUCGACGAACAUGUAAUUUAAUUUGAUUUGUGUUUCUUGUUCUUUAUUUUGCAAUACACACUGUAGCGUGAACGAGCAUUAUUGGAUGUUUCUACCGAUCGAUAAAUUGUACAGCGCAUAUGUAUACGUAAUCAACAUUGACCAUCUUAGUUAUCAAGAUUUAAAUAAUGUGAUAAUGUAAUAAAAUCACACGCCGUCGUGUCUAUGUUACUUUCGACUUCUAUAUUGUUCUACUGCCAAAGCAUUCUUAUUAUACGGCAACUGCGACGUACCAUACACUUGUAAGUGAUCUUGCUUCUUAAAGUUUUUGUACUUCUAUUAAUUAAAAUACAAUGUUCUUGGAAAUAAGUUCAGCGCGCGAUGAUCAUUAAAUAAAGUGAACGUUUCUUCAGUUUUAUUUUA
This is a messenger RNA of Megachile rotundata (alfalfa leafcutting bee), 5171 nucleotides long. Its product is annotated as prohormone-4. Gene Ontology annotation, molecular function: protein binding. The record is from RefSeq and is a predicted model, not a curated record. Lineage: Eukaryota; Metazoa; Arthropoda; Insecta; Hymenoptera; Megachilidae.